Messenger RNA from Cuscuta epithymum, 4214 nucleotides. The record is from the annotation of a GenBank genome assembly. Lineage: Eukaryota; Viridiplantae; Streptophyta; Magnoliopsida; Solanales; Convolvulaceae.
ACCAUCUCUACCAUAUAUGGGUCGGACUGCAGUGAUCGGUAAGAAGGAUCGGAUGUAGGCUCAAGAAAUGGGAAGAUGAUGCAGAUUGAAAGCUAGAUGAGAAGGUACUGAUGAUAAUAUCCUUGGGCGGGAGAAUGAGGUGGAGAGUUGUAUUAGAUUAGCAAAUGUUGAAAUCGUUGAAGCCGGAAAACUUUCACUUGGAGUCCGGAGAGAGCCGCUGCCCACUGGGAGAAGAGCGGUCGAAAGAGAAAUCCGGGUAGGGUGAUAGAUGAGCAGAAGAUAUCCAGAUGCAUCCAAAAUUAUAGAAGAACGUCUCCGAGUUGAAAUAGGCGAUACUGACUAGACAUUAGAGAGUGUCGCAACCCUGCAAAUCGCCAUUAACCAAAGCGGUCAGCGGUUAGAAGCCCAAACUGUGGCCGGCGACUAGAACACCUUCUUCUGUCAAGCCUUCAAACAAUCCGACAAUGACUAUAACGAGGACAUGUUAUAGAGGAUUGCUGGAUAAGUUUGAAAAAAUGCGUGUGAAUUGCUUUUGCAAUUUGAGUGAGGUUGGUAAGCGAAUCAAGGAAAAGUUGAAUGAAGAAGAAAUAACACUUUUUAGAAGUUCAGUUUUAGGCUGGAUUCUAGAUAUAGAACAUAUGCCACGAUUAAGUGGGCAACUCAACAUUUGUUUCGUAGCAAACUAUAUUGAGGAGUUCAAUGGUAACGUUGAAAAGGAUGUUAUAAGAUUCCAUGUAGCCAAUAGUCUGAUAAGCUUUACAAAAGCAGAUUUGGCAAUAGUCACCGGUUUGAAGAUAAAUGGGGUGAAACCGGCAGUAUCUGAUAACGUGGGUGGGGAUAUGUGCAGAAGGUAUUUUGGUACCAAAGAAGUAAUAGUGAGGCAGGAUAUUGUUCAAGCUUUGGAGAGGUACAACAGAAACAAUCCAGGAACAGAAGAGAAUGAUGGUCUUAAACUAGGACUACUCUAUGCUUUAGCACAUGGAUUGUUUGGAAACCAAUACGCGAUUCGCUUGCCAGGGAAAUAUAUUAACUUGGUACAAGACUUAGAUGCAUUCAAUUCUUACCCUUGGGGUGAUGAUGUCUGGGAUGAUCUAGUCGCAAAUAUGAAGAACAACGCAGAAGCACUCAAGUUCUGCACACGUAAAAGAGUGGCGUUCACAGCUUGUAUGCAAGCAAUACAAAUCUGGGCCUUCGAGACCUUUCCAAUAUUGGCUAAUGAAAGGCUAUGCUAUGUUAUAAAAGACAAAGAAAAUGUCAUUCCUAGGACAUUGAAGUGGGCUUUUCACAAGAAACCAUCAAUACAAAAAUUUUGUGAACUCAUUUUCAGUAAUGACAAGUUUGAGUGGACAAAAAUAGUUCCAAGUGCAGAUGAGAUCCAAAGAAUCCAAGGACUUGUAGGAGGGGAAAGCAAUGAAGCAAAGGACCUGAGAAUUGAUGCAACCAUAAAGAACACAAAGCAGAGCAAAAAGGAUGCAAGAGGAAAAAAAGGAAAAGAAAUACAGAGAGCAAAUUCAGGAGGAAACAAUAAAAGAAAAAAGGCAGGACAGAAAGAAAAAGGAGAGUGCAGUAGGCGAGUGUUGAGAAAAAAAGGUAAGGUGGUUGAUAGUGAAGAAUCUAGGUCCAAUGAAAGUGGGGAUGAGUCAAAGGCAGGAAAGGGCAUAAUCAUGAAGACACUAGUUAAGCAGUCCAAAGAAAUUGCCAAUAUGCGUGCAGAGAUAAAAGAAAUGAAAAUAAAUCAAGAUGCAAUGCUAAAGAAGAUUCUGAGUCUUGUGAAGGAAAUAUCAAAGACAAAAGGAAAGAAGGAAGUGAUGAAGGACAGAGAGGACAUGGAAGAUGAAGCUAUGAAGGAUAUCAGUGAUGAGCACAGUAGCACGGAUGGCAAUGAGAGUGAAAGCUCUGAAGAAGAUUCUCAGGAGAAUGACAAGGAUGAAGCUAUGAAGGAUGUGAGUGAUCAGAAAAGUAGCACGCCUGACAACGAGAAUGAAAGCUCUGAAGAAGAUUCUCAGGAGAAUGACAAGGAUGUGAGUUAUCAGAAAAGUAGCACACCUGACAACGAGAAUGAAAGCUCUGAAAAAGAUUCUCAGGAGAAUGACAAGGAUGAAGCAAUAAAGGAUGUGAGUGAUCAGAAAAGUAGCACUCCUGACAAUGAGAAUGAAAGCUCUGAAGAAGAUUCUCAGGAGAAUGACAAGGAUGAAGCAAUAAAGGAUGUGAGUGAUCAGAAAAGUAGCACUCCUGACAAUGAGAAUGAAAGCUCUGAAGAAGAUUCUCAAGAGAAUGACAAGGGGAAGCAGAAAGAUGAGCAGCAAGCUGAUGAUACAGAAGUUGACAAUGAAACAAUUGCCCAAAGAAUUGCUAAAAUGAAGAACGAUGCUCCAAAUUUUAAUCUCUUAAGUCAGACUCAUGAAGGAAAAGAUCUAAGUGAAGAGACAAUUGCCCAAGGAAUUGCUAACAUGGAGAACGAUGCUCCAAAUUUUAAUCUCUUAAGUCAGACUGAUGAACGAAAAGAACCAAGUGAAGAGACCCAAGGAAUUGCUAACAUGAAGGACGAUGCUCCAAAUUUUAAUCUCUUAAGUCAGACUGAUGAAGGAAAAGAACUAAGUGAAAAAGAAGAAAUCAUGAUUAAUUUGACUGGGAGUAAAAGAAACACAGAAGGUGGGCCACAGAAAGAAAAGACCACAAAUAAUAUUGAAGACGGUAAAGAACAGGCAGAGGGAUCUGGAAAGGAAAAGGAUGAAAACAAAAAACAAAAAAUGCAAAGUGAUCAGAAAACUUCUGAGGAAGCAGACAAUGAAAUUUGGAGUCAGGAAAACUCACAAUUCAUUAGAGAAUUGGUUAUGAAUGCCGAAAUGACUGAAAGACUAAUGCUUGGAAAAGGAACCUUGCAAGAGGACAAGGAAACAGAAGAUAAGGAGACAGAAGAUAAGGAGACGGAAGAUAUUCAAAGCAAAGUGCAGAAAACAUCUACAAAAACUCAAAGGACAAAAAGAAGAGCCAAAUCUCCAGAUAGAUACACACCAGCGGGGCAGAGUGCUGAUGCAAAAAGAAGAAGAAAAGAAAGAGCAAAAAGAGUGGCAGAAGAAGAAUUCUUACCACCAUGUAAAGAGAUGUAUGGGCCGUUCUCAGAAGACCCAACAGACGCUAUUGAUCAAGAGGAAGUGAAUAAAUUCACAGAAUACUUGAAGAUUGGGCUGAUGAAAAAACCAAAGAAGGAACACAACGUGAUUAGAAGAUACAAGGCCGACUACGAGAUAAUGUCCAGUAAUCCUUUGAUUUUGGACACCAUGAAGAUAGAGUCAAAAACAUGGUUGCAUGAUCUGUUUGUAAACCACCAAUGGCUGUCUCACAAGCACAUAGAAGUGGGGAUGUAUUAUCUAGAACGCAAGCGAGUGCACUACAAGUUGAGGCAGAAAUACACAACAACAGGACCUUUUUUCAUGGAACUGCUCAAGAGGGAACAUGAUAUGAUUUUAGACAGAAAGACAACACUGAAAGACGCAGCAGAGAAGGGGAAUAUCUGCGAAUACAUUCUGGGGACUUCAACAAGCUACUCACUGCACUGGGCAGAUGCUGACUUCGUCUAUAUCCCUUUGAACACUGGGUGUCAUUGGGUGUUGUUGGUCUAUGAAGUAAAGGCAAGGAAGAUGAAAGUCUACAACUCGAACAAGAGAAGAGGUGAAUCCCUACGUGACAUCGUCGCAUACAAAACUUGCAUUCAAAAUAUGCUACCCAAAGUUCUGGAUUACCACACUGUCUAUGAAGCUAUGGAAGAAGAACCAAUGGGAGUGAGACAAAUUUCUAUUGAAAAUGCUGAAGAUUGCCCACAACAGGACACAGCGGGAAAUUGUGGAAUGUUUCUUCUCAAAAUUGCAGAGUUCCUAAUGAUGAAUAUGGACCUCAACGAACUGAAUGCUGCAAUGAUGUAUAUGUUUCGAAAGAAAAUGACUUUGGAGUUGAUUCAAUACAGCAGCAAAAGGCAGAACAAGAUACAGGAGAAAUAGAGCAAAAGGCAGACCAAGGAUGUCUUUAAUGAAAUAUGUGUUGAGUGAAUGAGAUUAAACAGACAUGUAGUUGGGUUUGAAUGUUUCCAUUCUUGUACUGCUUUUUUACGUUUAUUUCUUUUGUUUUGCAAAGCUACUUGUGUAAAACAUAAGACAUGUUGAUUAGAAUUGCUGAAACGUUGGCAUAUAGUGACAUUUGGUUUACCUUGCUUGGAA